Messenger RNA from Sporisorium graminicola, 3888 nucleotides. RefSeq lists its product as uncharacterized. Gene Ontology annotation, biological process: mitochondrial tRNA 3'-end processing. Gene Ontology annotation, molecular function: 3'-tRNA processing endoribonuclease activity. Gene Ontology annotation, cellular component: mitochondrion. The record is from RefSeq and is a predicted model, not a curated record. NCBI's taxonomy places the organism in Eukaryota, Fungi, Basidiomycota, Ustilaginomycetes, Ustilaginales, Ustilaginaceae. The transcript has 2 exons. Bases 1 to 3888 code for a protein of 1295 amino acids.
AUGUCGUGGCAACGACUCCGCAUCUCGACGGUAUUCAACAGCACACCAUCCAGUUUUGCCUCGUUCCCGCUGCCUGCGGUGUUCAGCCCUGGAGUAGUCUCGUUGCGUAGUCUGUGUACGUCUACCGCCAGCUUAGCCACGCCGCCACCUCACAGGAACAUGCUCGCCGAUCUUCGCGUGCUUCACGUGCCAUCCUCCGACACCAAUGUGCUACCACCAGUCAUCCUCCAAUUCGGCGCUGAUCGCUACCUCUUCAAUGUUGGCGAAGGCACAUCCCGCUCCUCCACCCAGCGCAAAGCAAAUUUGAGCCGUGUUUCCAACAUCUUUGUUUCUCGUGUAGGAUGGGAGGCCAUCGGUGGUCUGCCAGGCGUGCUCAUGUCCAUGGCCGAUGGACAGCGGGCCACCGAGUCUCUACACGGCCCUGACGGCCUCCGAUAUGCACUCGCCACCAUGCGUACCUAUGCAAAGCGCGACAUCAUGAAACUUGUCAUCAACGAGAUUCCCGCACACAUUGGCCCUUCCAACACCGCCAACAAGUCAACGGCGUCUGCAGAAACAAACACAGAACCCUUUUUCACCGAUGAUAACCUCGCUGUCCACGCUGUCUUGCUGUUUCCCGCUAGUGCUGUUAAACGAGCAUCGAAAAAGCAAAAGAUCGGCAGCCCUCGCCCGCCAGCCGUCUCAGCAGCUUCCCUAGAAAAAGUAGAUCAACUGUGGCGAAAGCCCUACUUCAACCCUUCCACUUUGGAAGACGAACAAGCACGAGCUUGGAUCCACCUCAUCUCCGACAGCAUAUUCAACGACUCGCUUCUUCGUAAGCGUCAGCAACAGUCGAGCGCCAUGGCUGGGAACACUAAAGACGCGAGCACUUCACGGCAACUCGUCUCCUCAGCCGAUGACGUCGAGAUGGAAGAUUCCGACCAAGUACCAGCUUCUUCAUCAUCCUCGCAAGCUCGAGCUCACUCACCCUGGCGCCCCCCACUUUCUCCCGCUUUCGUUACCCGCCUCCUACCGCGGCCAGGGAGCGACACCCGCAACGUGUCGGCGGAACGUUCUGAUCCAGCCGAAGGAGGACAGGCUCCCGUUCUGGCUUUCAUCUGCGAAGCUCACCCACAGCGAGGCAAGUUUGACCCUGCCAAAGCUACGGAGGCUGGGGUUUCCCCAGGCCCCUCAUUUGCGGCCCUGACGAGGGGAGAUGAUAUCAGCUUCCAACGUCCCGUGUCCUGGUCCAGCAUGCCAGCAGAUGAGAGAAAAAGGUGGAUGCAGAGCCGGAGAGGCGCCCAGCGUGGUGCGAAUGCGAACAGCAAGGCAAAGGCCAAAAACUCCAAAGACUCGGCACCGCCCGCUGCAUGGAGCGAUCUCGAGCAAGUCACUGUCAAGUCUACCGAUGUUAUGGGCCCUUCGCGUGCUGGUGCCGUCGUGUUGCACAUCUACCUGCCAUCCCUCGAUUACAUCGACGAUCUGCUCAGCGACCGAGUAGCCUCUGCCUUCUCAGCCUACACUUCCGACGCCAAUCGUCAUCUCAACAGAGAGCAAUCUCGCACUCCGCACGCCAUAGUUCAUGCCGUUCCGCUCGAUGUCCUUCAGCAUGCUCGCUACCAAGAUUGGAUGCGUCGAUUUGGACCUGACUGCCACCACAUCGUGGCCAACCACCAUGUCUGCGCCAACAAGCUCAUGUUUCCUUCCAGCGCCACCAUUCAUCUCCGUCUCUCUAAACUCGACGGCGUCAUGUUCAAGGUGCCUCAGUAUCAGCUCACACCCCGAGUGCCCGUGUCUUCACUCGCAAAGGCAGUCUCGAGCAACGCGACCGUUGCCGCGAAUGACUUCCCAAUCAAGAUCGUGGCAGCAGAGGCAGAUCAGGUCAUCUCGCUCCAGCCAAGAGGCGAACCGAAGCAUUUUGAGUCGGGCGCUCCCGACUUCAACUUUGCCGUUCAGUCAGAACAGGCCGACAAGCUGGCUGCGUUCGAGUUCGACGUUGUCGAGGAGUCCCAGCGCCAAACAGAGCAGCUUACCAAAGCCAAGGCAAAGAACAAGAGCAGUGCCAAGAAUGGUGUCGUCGACGUUGCCGUAGACGCGGCAGCUGACGAAGUCGGUGCUGUGCGCAACGUUCGACUCCGUGAAGCGCGCAAGCAGGCGUGGCAGGUCUACCUCGAUGUGGUCCAAAAGAUCAAGGCUGACUCGUCGACCGCAUCGGCUACUGUCCCCCCGAGGAAAGACAUCCUCGUGACCACGCUAGGCACAGGUUCGGCAGCGCCGAGCAAGUACCGCAAUGUCAUUUCAACCUUGAUCCAAACACCUUCGUCAGGCACCAUCUUGCUUGACGCUGGAGAAUCGACAUACGGCCUGCUUCGCCGCAAGUUUGGAUGUCGACGAGACGGCACUGCUGCCGAGAGCGGAUCGUCGGCCUCGCAGGAUGUCGACGACAUUCUCCGCGAGAUGCGCGUGCUGUUCAUCAGCCACAUUCAUGCCGAUCACCACAUUGGUCUCAUCCGUCUGCUGCUCGAGCGACGGAAGCUUCAGCCUCGACCGGCCAAGCCCCUCUACCUCGUUGGAACAGGGUUCGUACACAAUUACCUCGAAGAAUACGAUCAAAUUGAGAAGCUCGGACUGGAUGAAGACGUUGUUCUCGUCCUCAACGACCACCUCGAUCACGCCACCGGAGUCGAUCCAAAUCCUUCCAGUGAAGCAAGCCUCAACAGCACAUUGACCAACGGCAACAGCCGUGGAUUACAGCAAGCACACCGCGAGCACGUUGCGCACGUGCAAGCCAUCAAGCAGGCCACCGGCCUCUCUCACAUCCACACGGCACGCGUGGUGCACCGCGGCUCGCACUGUUAUGGCCUCGUCCUCCGACACACCACGGAAGACUGGUCCGUGGCCUACUCUGGCGAUACACGUCCAGCACCCGAACUCAUCGCUGCUGGCAAAGACUGCAAGUUGCUCAUCCACGAAGCCACACUCGAAGACGGUGAGCUCGAGAUGGCGAUCGGUAAGGGGCACUCGACUUUUGGAGAAGCGAUUCGAGUCGGACACAAGAUGGGUGCGCACAACAUCUUGCUGACGCACUUUUCGCAGCGCUACCCGAAGAUGGCCCGAUCUUCGCUGUUUGCCUUGGGCGAGCAGGCGGAUCAAGGUGGCAAAAAUGUGCCGAUUGCACUGGCAUUUGACAUGGUCACGUAUCCGCUGAGUCAAUUCAGCAAGAUUCAAGGGUAUACACCUGCGAUGGAGGCACUGUUCGCGGCCGACACUGAGGGCGAAGAUGAAGAUCAGUCGGUUGCCGAUGAUGCCAAGGAGGCUGCGCCAAGCUCGGGCAAAGCCAAGGGCAACGGGAAGCAAGGCAAGAAGCAGGCGAAUGGCAGCAGUGCAAACGGUCUGAAUGCAACAGCAGCAGCUGCCGCGGGAACGGUGGGGAUUGUGGCUACAAACGAGGAUACACACCCUAACGCAAGGGAAGCGAAAGCUGCAAAGACAGACAACAAGCCAUCCAACACUCAACCUCGUCCUACGACCGAACGAUACAUGCGCAAAGGAAUGAAGCCGUCCGAUUGGCGCUACCUCGGCCUGCGACUCUCUCCCUCGUCAUCGUCUUCCACCUCUGCAGCGCUACCGACGAUCCUGGCGACGUAUGUGCUCGAGCUGGUGCAGACAGCACAAACGGCGACGAUGGGUGCGGCCGGCGGAGCGUUCAAUGUCGAUGUCCUAUCGGUGCAUGCCAGUGCCAGCGGAACGGGUUGGGAUGCAGUGCUGCGUGUGGAAGCGCGACACGGGCAGGACCUGGCUACGUGUCUCAGCAUGCUUCCAUCGCCCCGAGUGCAAGAUGCUCAGCUCAGGUUGAGUAUCGUUGGGCCAACGACAGCUAUCCAGACCGUGCAGAAUCUGCUCGAGUAG